Molecule: messenger RNA, 6179 nt
Organism: Leucoraja erinaceus (little skate)
Lineage: Eukaryota; Metazoa; Chordata; Chondrichthyes; Rajiformes; Rajidae
Gene: sec24c
Product: SEC24 homolog C, COPII coat complex component
Exons: 24
Coding region: 123-3503 (1126 amino acids)
Biological process (GO): intracellular protein transport; endoplasmic reticulum to Golgi vesicle-mediated transport; COPII-coated vesicle cargo loading
Cellular component (GO): COPII vesicle coat; endoplasmic reticulum exit site
Molecular function (GO): zinc ion binding; SNARE binding
Source: RefSeq, a predicted model, not a curated record
AGCGCGUGCGUCAUUGCGUCAGCACGGCAGGCGGGCGGGCGAGAGACGGACGUGGCAGCGAGCGGAGAGAGGCCUCGGGAAGGCGGUAACAUUAGUUUGGGGAUGAACUUUGUGAAAUAAAGAUGAAUCAGCAAGGUCACAUGGCAUCUUAUGGACAGCCCCAACCUGGCUACCAAGGGUACCACCAGCAGCAGUUGGCUUAUGACAACCAACACAUGACCGGUGUCCCACCCCCUCAAUAUGGACCAUACAACGGACCCGUCCAAGGCUACCAACAAACUGCUGUGCCGCAAGGACCUUUGAGGCCAGUACCAGGAUCAGCCCCAACCUCAAUUCCUCCCUCAACAACUGCACAGCAGCCAGUAUAUAAUCAGUAUGGGCAGGGAGAUGUACACAAUGGUCCUGCAGUACCCGAGCAGAUGCAAAGGGUUCCACAGUCUCAGCAAUACAUGCCUGGGAAUACACUUCAUUCUGGUAGUCAACCGAUGCCAUAUCAACAGUAUGCACCCUCGCUUAGUCAUGCUCAACAGUUACCAAACCAGAUGGCCCACAUGCAGAUCACUGGAGUUUCCAGCAACAGUGCAUCGCCUGUCAGCCAAGGUUACGGCCCGCCUGCUUCUCGUCCUCCAGCUGCAACUAGUUUGCCGCCUGUGGGUCCAGCAGCGUAUUCUGCAGCGCCUCAGAAUAUUCCCUCAAGCACACCGCAAGAUAAUAGCCAUCCUCAGCAUCCUUUUCCUGGGCAACCCUCCCCAGUGUCAACCUUCUUGUCUCCUCCCACAUCAAUAGGUCUUACGGGUGUGAUUCAUCCUCCUUCAGUUGGAAUGCAAAGACCUCCUACGAUGCAUGGACAACCUCUGCCAGGGCAGCCUCCAUCGGGACCUUAUCCACCCCAGCCUAAUCACAGAUCUUUGGGUCCACAGCCUGGUAUGCCAGGACCAAUCCCUGGUGCUCCAACACAGGGCUUUCAAAUGCAUCCAGCACCUAAUCAGGGAUUUGUACCACAACAGAACGGUUCCUUUGCGCAAAUGAGGGCGCCCCAACCAAAUUAUGCCGCACCUUCCACUGGAGCACCAAAUUACAGCAGUCAACCUCCACCUCAGCAGAAACGAUUGGACCCGGACAGCAUUCCAAGCCCUCAACUUAAUGAACUGCCAACUCAAAAGAAAACAAGACAUAGAAUAGAUCCAGAUGCAAUUCCUAGUCCAAUCCAAGUAAUUGAGGAUGAUAAGUCGAAUCGAGGAUCUGAACCAUUUUCGACAGGUGUAAGAGGACAAGUUCCACCACUCGUGACGACUGACUUUGUGGUAAAGGAUCAAGGGAAUGCAAGUCCUCGUUUUGUUCGAUGUGCAACUUACAAUAUACCUUGCACUUCAGACAUGGCAAAACAAUGUCAGGUUCCCCUCACUACAGUCAUAAAACCACUUGCCACGCUGCCAGCUGAUGAGGCACACCCUUUCAUUGUAGAUCAUGGAGAGACUGGCCCUAUACGGUGCAAUAGGUGCAAGGCCUACAUGUGUCCUUACAUGCAGUUUAUUGAAGGAGGGCGCAGAUUCCAAUGUGCAUUUUGCAGUUGUGUCACAGAAGUACUGCCUCACUAUUUCCAACAUUUGGAUCACACCGGCAAGCGAAUGGACUACUACGAUCGACCAGAACUGUCACUUGGUUCCUAUGAAUUUUUAGCCACUGUAGACUACUGCAAGAAUAAUAAAUUUCCUAAUCCACCUGCAUUCAUCUUUAUGAUCGAUGUAUCCUACAAUGCACUGAAAAGUGGGCUGGUUCACCUAUUAUGUGAGGAGCUUAAAACUCUGUUGGACUUCCUUCCAAGGGAAGGCAAUGCAGAAGAAUCUGCAAUAAGGGUUGGCUUUGUAACAUAUAACAAAGUUUUACAUUUUUACAAUGUUAAGAGCUCGUUAGCUCAGCCACAAAUGAUGGUGGUGUCCGAUGUAGCUGACAUGUUUGUGCCCUUGCUUGAUGGAUUCCUGGUCAAUGUGAAUGAGUCACGGGCUGUGAUAAACAGUUUAUUAGAACAGAUUCCUGAAAUGUUUGGUGAUACCAGAGAAACUGAGACAGUUUUUGGACCUGUUAUUCAAGCUGGCCUGGAAGCCCUCAAGGCAGCUGAAUGUGCUGGCAAACUGUUUAUAUUCCACUCCACCCUGCCUCUUGCUGAAGCGCCUGGAAAGCUAAAGAAUAGAGAUGACAAGAAGCUAAUCAACACAGACAAAGAAAAGACGCUGUUUCAACCUCAGACCAGCUUUUACAAUAAUCUGGCCAAGGAGUGUGUGGCACAAGGCUGCUGCGUGGAUCUCUUCCUAUUCCCUAAUCAAUAUGUUGAUGUGGCAACCUUGGGACUGGUUACAUAUCAGACGGGAGGUUCCAUUUACAAGUACACAUACUUCCAGGCACAAGCAGAUGGUGAGCGAUUCCUAAAUGAUCUACACAGAGAUGUUAGAAAAGUGAUUGGGUUUGAUGCUGUGAUGAGGGUGCGCACAAGUACAGGGAUUAGAGCAACUGAUUUCUUUGGCUCGUUCUACAUGAGUAACACAACUGAUGUGGAGUUGGCGGCAUUAGACUGUGAUAAAACCAUCACGGUGGAAUUCAAACACGAUGAUAAAUUGAAUGAAGAUAGUGGAGCUCAAAUUCAGUGUGCUUUGCUCUACACCAGUUGCAGUGGACAGAGGAGGCUACGCAUACACAACCUUUCCCUUAAUUGCUGUACUCAGCUUGCUGACCUGUACAGAAACUGUGAGACCGACACACUUAUCAACUUCUUUGUAAAAAUGGCUUAUCGCGCUGUUCUGAAUAACUCCACAAAGACUGUACGAGAGUCCUUAAUUAACCAGUCUGCUCAGAUUUUGGCGUGCUACCGCAAGAAUUGUGCAAGUCCAUCUUCGGCCGGACAGCUGAUUCUACCAGAGUGCAUGAAGCUACUGCCUGUGUACCUGAACUGUGUAUUGAAGAGUGAUAUUCUACAGCCUGGAGCUGACGUUUCUACUGACGAUCGGGCCUACAUCCGCCACCUCAUUGCAAGUAUGGAUGUAUCUGAAACCAACGUGUUCUUCUACCCUAGGGUUUUACCUGUGCACAAAAUGGAUGUUGAUGGUGAUGAUUUUCCAGUGGCCGUUCGUUGCUCAGAGGAACGACUAUCAAAGGGUGGCAUCUAUUUGCUGGAGAAUGGUUUGAACCUCUUCAUAUGGGUGGGAAUGAGCACACAGCAUGACCUUAUCCAGAGCAUCUUUAAUGUGCAAUCGUUUGGCCAGAUUGACUCUGGAAUGGCCACUCUGCCACAGUUGGAUAACCCGUACUCCAAAAAAUUGCGUUCCAUGGUUGAUGUAAUUCGUGCUCAGAGACCCAGGUUUAUGAAGCUCUUGAUAGUGAAGCAAGAAGACAAGAUGGAGGUGCUCUUCAAGCAUUUUCUUAUGGAGGACAAGAGUUCAAACGGUGGAGCCUCUUACGUGGACUUUCUAUGCCAUAUGCACAAGGAGAUACGACAACUGCUCAGCUAAUCUGGGGCAGCAGGGUGGGAUUGAGAGGAUUGGACGGAGCUGUAUACUCUGAGGGAAAUGUUUCCCAGCUGUAGCCCAGCAGGCCCAGUGCUUGAUGUCAGUAAGGGUCUUGUCUGUCAACAGCUGUCAUGGAAGCAACAUGGGUGUGUGGCUAACCUGUUAAUACUGAAUGUAAUGUAAGGAAUUAAUAGUACAGUAUAAUGUAUAUGAUUUAGAAUCUUCUAUGAGAGCUAUCUUUUCAACACUGGUAUUACUGUGUCCCUUGUGUGUGAGGAGAUGUGGGCAGGAAUGCACUGUGUGGAUGUAUGGAAGGAAAACUCCAAAUACACAAGAUUUCAAGUCAAUAAAUUGAACAAAAUUCAGUUUGUGGCUUUGCUAACAUGGUUUGACUUCUGGAAAUUAUUUUUAUAUGCAUCAAUAGUAAUCAUUUCAUGUUGUACACAGCUUUCUUUUCUUGUUUCUGUUAAUUAGGUCUUUAAAUGUGAAUAGAUUUGUGAAUGAAAAUAAGUUAUCUAUUCACUUGUGAAUGCUUAACCUUUGAUUAAUUUCCAUAAUAUUUUCUCCCUUGCAGAUUCUUAAAAAAAAAACGUGACGUACAGAAAUUGCUUUGGUGGGGGGUGGGCGGGGUGGGGGAGAAUUUUUUAAAUGUUUGCAAAUUUUCUGUAUUUCUGUUUCAGAUUUUAGAUACUAAUCAGAGAAGGGAGUAGAUAGCAGGCAUUCCCAAACUGCUGCCCUGUUCAAAGUCAAUGAUGGCUCCAAUGUGUUUCAUCAUUGGAGUACCAACCAUUAUCCAACCAAACAUAUCAAAUGCAAAAAGGAAUGACUUAAUUCAAUCCUUCAACCACAACUUUGUGUUUUGAUUGUAAGCCUUGUGAUUGCAAGACUUUGAUAGGAUUUGAUGCCAAUCUUUGAGGAGAGGAGUAUAUUACUGUUUUCAUGUCCAUUACAAAUCAGAUGAGCAGUAGUGAUCCAGGAUUAAAGGCACAAUUCCUUUUCAAGGCAUUUUUCCUUUGUAUUUUCCCAUUCCUAUUUAUUAGGUCGGUUUACCAUGCUGACUUUUGCAGCCUGCUGUAAAAAUAUAUAUAUAUAAAAAAUGUGCUGUUGUAAACGGGACAUUAAAUUUUGAUGCAAUAAAUACAUUUCUUUUCAAAUGCCUCAUCAGAUCUGCCCUUGGGUUUGUUUUAGUGUCAGCACACCACAUUUGUACUGAAUGGAUUCAUCUGUUCUUAGCUGCGGUUGACUGCAUUCUUGAAAGAAAUGCAGGCCUUCAGCUGCUUUAAUCUAUAACUUCAAAGUUGGGACUCUGAUCAUCACUGCUGAGCUAAAGUACACACCUAGGGAAAUCCAUUUCUUAAUCUAAUCCUUUGUGAUCCACCACUUUGAACCACUGGUGAAGGGUUUUGUAAAUUUGAGUUGGGCACUUCUUUACUGAGACUUAAGCAAAGAAGCAAAACUUUAUUUGUCCUCCGCUGCUGUAAAUAUAAGGAAUAUUUCUGCCCAGGUUGCUUCUAAACUUGCAUGAAUAUGCAGUAGGGCUGUAUUCUUUACAAUCCUUCCUCACUUUCAGAAUUCCAAUUUAUUGUUUGUUGGGGAAAUAAGUGAAGUGAAGAUAGUGUCUAAAAUAUAGGAAACCAAGUUUUGCACUUGCACUUAACCUCUGUUCUCGCUUUACAGUGCAAGGUAGUUUUAAUUGCCACACUGAUUACAAUUAUUUAUUUACAUUUGGGACUUUCGUUAUGCUUUCGUAAUUGUCCAUUAAAUAAUGUUGGGAGAUGCCCGUACAAAUAGUGCAUGAAAAUCCAGGAGGGAAGAUGUUUGUUUGAAUCCUCCUUCAAUGCUGGAGGAAGCAUAAAGUGGGCAAUGGACUGACUGUCCCCAAAGACUUCACAGCAGCAGUUUACAAAACCUGUAAAGGCAAGGCCUCGCCAAGAAUAAUGGGAGUGAGCCAUAACUGGAUAAGAGGCAAAGAUCUUAAUUAAGCAACUGACUGGUAUUUUUUUAAAUCUAACUAUAGCUACCCUGUGCAAGCAUUCUGUUCUAGCCAUGAUAUUAGAGAGUCUACAAGUUGUUUCAGCUAAAAAAGCACUGCUUCCAAUUAUGUUUUCAAUUGGGAUAUACACAAUAGAUAGACCAGUAAAUCCUUUGAUUAUCUCAAAUGAAGGCUGCUCAUCUCAUUGAAACUUAAAAUUCAGUUCCAAUUGAAGAUGAAAAGCCCUCUACAUUUAAGUUUGGUCUUAGCCGGUGGGAUAUCUGAUUAUUGACUGGAGCCACAUCCAUAGAACUUGUUCCAAGUCUAGGUAUGAUUGAACAGUAUGUUGCAACUUUACCUUGAUUCUCCAGCUUGUACAGAGUCUUCUGAACAUACGUCCAUGUUUAUUUUCCAUCUGUUUUACACUGUUAAUGAAAGAUUGUCCCAUGUUUUGUGAACUAUUAGCAAUGUCUCUUGGCUACAAGUGGUUAAUCACAAGGGAUUCUGAUGUCCCAGUAUCCUGUAGACAACCUGGUAAGACUCAGCGAGCCUCCAUGGGAACAGACAAUGAUAGGAAGCAAUGAUAAUCCCCGAGCUGCUCGCAGAUCCUUCCACAACUACAGCUGUUUUUAACUGCAUCAAGGGGUGGAGGGUCCUAUGAAUCGUCAAACUAACUUUUUAAAUAAAGUAUUUGAGUGAAAUGAAAA